CAGGAAAGAGGAGCACACUAUAAGAAGAGGAUGAACCCGGGGGAGCGUCAUUUAGACCACAGCUUACAGAGGAGGAGAGGAGAGAGGGAGACAGACGCGAGGACUGCAAAGCUGUAUUCCUGUCAUAACCCAGCGUCAGCACACUGUGAGGAAAGGUAAAAGUGAGGUCGAACGUUGCACUCCUAUUGCACCCGGUGUCCUGGCGCACAGAAAUCCUGGAUGAGUGCAAAGUGUGAGCUUCAGGUACCGAGGAGAGGACAGCUCCGCUCCAUGUGCUCCUCCGGACCUCCUGUCCAGGAACUCCGCUCAAGCUUUUUACAUGUCAACACUUCCAGUCUGAAUCUCUACUUCACAAGUCUGGAAGAAGUCUGAAAAAUCCGCUGACGGAGCGAUCCGCAACCGACUGUGUGCUCAAUAUGUACCAGGGGCAUUUACAGGGGAAAGACUCUAGGGCUGCAGAUAAGACUGUUGCCAUGGUCCUGAAGGAGAUACCAAGUAAGGCGUCAUCAGAAGGGAAGCCCCUCCUCACAGUGACUACCAAGCUGGUGAGUGAGCAACAAGAGAGCCGUCCGCUUUUAAGCCCAUCCAUCGACGAUUUCCUCUGCGAGACCAAGUGUGAUGGGCUUUCCCGCCCAGUGACUUCCAACACAGCUGUUCUAUCUUCAACACUGGACCUGCUGGAUCUCAGUGAACCGGGCGAGAGGAGGAGCAGCAAGGACAAAAGGAGCCCCCUGUCGUCCCGGGUCAACAGCCAGAAGAACAGCCUUCGCAGGAAGAAGAAGGAGACGGACGAGACGGAGCUGAUCCAGGUGGAAGUUGAACAGACAGAACAAAGCAUGAGGACCCCAGAGAGAGUGUCACUGGACUCAGUUACCAUUUGUACACCGUUGGAUAAAUGGGAAGAGCUGAAUCCCAACCCUGAGAGGAAUGGCAACAGGAAAUGGAAGAUGGAAAAGCGGCGUUCUUCUAAAAAUGCAUCCAAUGAAUUCCUAUGGUCCAUAGACUGUAAAACCCAAUUAGAGGUAUUGAACAAGAACUCCUUGGAAGCAAACACAAAAGUGGAUCCAGAGUCUGCUUUAGCAUCUCAAGCUCGCCUUACCAAGGAACAGCGGUUGGGCAGCGCCCUCCUGUCCAGACAUCAAUCCCUGGAGGAAGAGUUUGAGCGAGCCAAGGCUGCUGUUGAGUCAGAUACCGAGUUCUGGGAUAAGAUGCAGGCCGAGUGGGAAGAGCUCGCUCGAAGGAACUGGCUGACGGAAAACGAGCAGGCGCAGAUUCCCUCCUCUGUCUCUCCACAUGAGAAGGGUUACUACUUCCACACAGAUAAUCCUUAUAAAGACUUGCCUAAUGCAUUUGAUGAGGGACAAAAGAAGUCUCGAGAAGGAGACUUGCAAAACGCUGUGCUCAUGCUGGAAGGAGCCGUCUUGCAGGACCCUCAAGAUUCAGAGGCUUGGCAAGUGUUGGGUACCACACAGGCUGAAAAUGAGAAUGAGCAAGCAGCGAUCGUCUCCCUCCAAAGGUGUUUGGAGCUCCACCCAAACAACCUCACAGCCCUCAUGGCUCUGGCAGUGAGCCUGACCAACACUGGUAUGCGCAAUGAGGCCUGUGAGACUCUGCUCCGCUGGCUGCAACACAAUCCAAAGUACAAGCACCUGCUGAAGUCCAAGACCCACCUGAUGGCAUCCCCAAACUCCCCACGCAAGGUGUCGACUGCCAACAACGUGGGAAAACACGAAAGUGCACUACAAUCUGAGGUCAAAGAGCUCUUCCUGGAAGCAGUUCAGCAAAACUCUGAGAGCAUCGACCCAGAUUUGCAGACGGGCCUCGGGGUGCUCUACAACGUUAGCGGAGAGUUCAACAAAGCUGUGGAUGCUUUCAACACAGCCCUGUCAGUGCGGCCUGAGGACUACUUGUUAUGGAACCGCCUGGGGGCCACACUGGCAAACGGGGACCGGAGUCAGGAGGCGGUGGAGGCUUACACGCGGGCACUAGAGCUGCAACCGGGGUUCAUCAGGUCCCGCUACAACCUGGGCAUCAGCUGUAUUAAUCUGGGGGCACACCGAGAGGCGGCCAGAAACUUCCUGACUGCCUUGAGCCUUCAGAGGAAAAGCCGGAGUCGCCAGCAGUCCCAUCAGGUGAUGUCUGGAAACAUCUGGGCUGCUCUGAGGAUAGCUUUAUCCAUGAUGGACCAGCCCGAACUCUUCCAGGCUGCAAAUAUUGGUGACCUGGAUCUUCUCAUGCGGGCAUUCAACCUAGACGUUUGAGGAAUGGGAAGUAGUGACAAUAGCAUCGCCCCCUUCACUUACUAGCCAAAAGCCCAAAGUGCACACGUCAGAUAUCGGAUCUGUAUUAGUGAGCGUGUUUUUUUAUGCACGUCAAAACUAACUGCAGUCGUCAAAGCUGUCAUUUCUUUUGCCCAAGUUCUUCAGAGCAGUUCUGCGGACAGGUCCUUCCAAGAGCUUGAAGUGACUGCUUUGUGGUGGAUUUGCACUGCAAUUUGUGAUUUCCCUGAAGAGCACAAGGACGGGCAAAGACUGUUAGAGCAAUGCCUUAGAGAACACAUCAAUUAAAAACUGACUCAUCCAGUGGAACAGAGCUGAGCCAGGAGUGGGAAGACAGACAUUUUGAGAAGCUCACACAGGAACCCUCACACAUGUUUGCAGAGAAAGGAUGAGGUUUUGAGAAAUAAAAAAAAAAGGAUUUGUUAUCCAAUUACUUUCAAAGACUCAAGAAUGUCUCCACCUACUGAAGUAUGGAUUUAGUGGGCAAGUGAUAAAGACUGCACCGUCUGACCUGAAGCUAUAAAUGCUGUUCCUUGCUUGUUUUCAUCCUCUUUCAAUGGAGAAUAAUGAUACUGCAUGAAUAAGCAUUUUCAUAAAUGGAUUCUUGUUCAAAAUUAACAUACCUUUAGAAGUUUUCCCUUUGCACUUCAGACUAACAGAUUCCAGAUAACAACUUCCUCAACCUUAGUGAGGAUGUAAAGCCUUACUCAAAUGCAUGCGAACAACAAUAUUUAUUUAUACUAUUAUUAUGGCAACACAAAAAGAGAAGCCAUUUUAGACUGGUUUUAAUUUCUUUAAAUAAAUGCCAUCUUAUGCACUUGAAAGCUUAUGAGCCAUUAGUUUUGGAUUGGUUGUAUUUUUUGUGUUUGAUUUGGCUCCUAGCUUCUCUUUGUUCCCUUUAAGCUGACUAGCUAGAGAAAUAUACACAAACCCAGGGCAACAUUGGUCUGUAAAACAUCCCCUUUCAAACUUUUUCAUGUGAACAAAUGUUUUUACAGGUCUAAAAAUAUCUCUUUAAUCUUCUGGUAUUGCUUAAGUAGAACUCACAUGUUAUGUAUCAUACUCCCAUUUUAUUUCAUAAUACUGUACUAAUUUCGAUACAGUAUAAUUCAAUUACAUGCAGUUGAUGUGAAGCUGCAAGCUAAGACCUUUAUAGACUUUGGGUAUUUCACAAAGCACUCAUCGUGUGUCUUUACUGUUCCUCCACAGGCAGUGAAGCCCAUACAUUGAAUUACAUUUGUCUGCCUCAUGCAUGAUAUCAAUAUUUAUGUUAGCUUUGGCAGAAUGCCUCGCAUAUCUAAAAAGCUAUUUGUUUUACCAUCUGCAAACUUCAUUUCCCAUGAAAACAUUACGUUAUCGUGCAUCCACAAAGCACGUGAUCGUACUGAGCCUGUUACUCUAUAUAAUUCCUCUACACCAUCACAGGAGCAAAGCUUUUAAACAUGUUCUUUAUGGCUCCUCUAGCAUCACUGUUGCUGUUUCUAAAGUCAGUCUGUGAGGUGAACGUCUUAUUUCUUGCCGGGCAUCAGAGUAAAUGAUAGAUAUCUGCUUUUCUGCAUGAUUCAGCAUCUUGUUUAACAGGCUUGUCAACAGUCUGGGAGUGCUAUAGAAAGAAGGUUUUUAUUCUCCGAUCCUAUGCAAAAGGCCAUGUUUUAUGUUGCCAUUCUGUAUUGUUGUUUUGUUGCUGUCUGCCUCGGUGAACCAAAAGGAAAGCGGCGAUUCUGUGCUUUUAAAGAACGCUAUCAGGGGGAACCAGAGACCAGUCCGGGAGCGAUUCAUCUUCCAAACUGUACAGCUUUGAUGUCAUGGUCUGUAUGAGAACCAGUGUUUCAUUAGGGAGCUUGUGGAUAAACAAAAAAAAAAAAACUGUUCUUUUUCAAGAGAGAAACAUGGUCAGUGAUUUAGAAAAACAGAUACACACAAACAGCAUCCACCCAAAAUGAAGCCGUCAUGUUUUAUAACUCUGCCAUGCACUGAUAUGACCUUGCACCCGUUGAACUCACUGAAGUACAUCAAGCUUUGCUAUCAGAUGUUUUAUUACGCAAGCGGCUGUAUAUGUGCUCUUUGAAGCUCAUCUUAGAUCUGCUUUAAAACGAAAACUCCCUUUUUUUAAGUGCAAAAUUAGCAAGCUGUAACUGUUGUCAGACCAAUGACAUUAAUAUGUUAUGCACUCAUUCAUUGAAACAGAUGAUUUAACAUCAGAUUCUUAAAAGAAAUGUUGGCAGGGAAUCUCUGUGGCCGACCACAUGAUGUUUAAUAGAUCAAGGAGGCGGAGGAGCCCAGUGAGACGCAGCACAUAUGUGCAUGCCAGUAACAAUCUGCGUCAGAGGGGGUGGGGGGGGCUGACAGUGGACUGCACAAUUGAAAAGGAAAUGAGGCCAAAGCAGAAGUGCACGCCCAAAUGUAUUGAAUUAUUAUUAUGAUCAAAUAAUUGGCAGUAUAUGUUUUUUACAUAAAUAUUUUGGGUAUUAGUCCACCAGUGCUAUCCUAUUGAAUAUUUCCCUAAUCAUUAAAUGACUAAAAUGAUGUUUUUACCAUGCUAGCAGUACUGUUUUGAAGAUGGAACUGUGAGUCUCUUCAGACAGAAAUUUCUCGUUUUGAUGGAUCGCUGUGACAUUCAUGUUUGGCAGAGGAUGACUCUUUCUGACCUUUGUGAUCCCGACUUUAAAAAAAAAAUCAUUAAUCACCAUCAGUUCAAAUUGUUCAUGUAUCUAAUACUUGAGUAAUUUACUAUAAUUUUUACAUUCAAGACCAAUUAUCUGCCAUACUUUUAACAGUCUCAUUAGCCUCAGUUGCGCUUUGUGAUUACAGCUAAAGAGCAACUGUGCAUACCCAAACUAAGAUAGUGGCUUUGAUAUACAGUACAGUAUGAAUGCCAACCGUAAGCAUGAUAGCUUUUACGUUAUGAACAGUCAUGUACAGCCUCACAGAGCAGGCUGUAGACUCUUUCUUGCAUCUAUUUUACAGCUGCACAGCUACCUUUAGCUUAUUUUAGUGGUAGAGGGCUCCCAAUGUACAUCUGCGUCAGCCAGGUGUUUUCUUCUGUUGAAAUCCACCUGCUUCUUAUGUUGGACGUGCUAACAGUGCAGACUAAAAGCACUCUGGCCAGCAAUGUGAGCAAUGUCCUCAUGUUUGUUUAUUUUGUAUCAAGUCUCAGCAUCUAAAGUUUUCCUAAACUAUAAACUCAAUGUAUUUGUAAAAGUUCCCUAAGAGAUUGCUAAUAGUCAUGGGGGGUAUUCUUUAGGUGAGCAUCCCUCCAUUUUUAAAAAGAAAACCUCCUGUCUCUCGUCCAAGGUUCAUUCGUGUCAGCAGUGAUCUAUAGAAACUCAUAAACAUGAUGUCUGGUAAGUUGUGCUUUCUAAAUCAACUCUAAAUUUCUUAUGUGGUUGUAGUCCUCUGUCUUUUGCAUUUUAAGAUACUGUAGUCGUGUUAAAAUGAGAAACUUAUUUUUUUAAAGAAACUUUAAAUUGCAAGCGUGAAACCUAAACUUCUACCGUGUACAUUAUACUGCAGCACAUUGAGAUGGGAUGCCUGGUGACCGUUUCCUUUUUGUAGAACCUACCUAUUGUACCUUCUCAGGUGAACUGACCUAGCGUAACGCAUGCUCUGAGGAACAGAUCGAGGUUGAUCGCAUGCUAGAUCCUUUCCAUGAACUGUAUUUUCAUUGGUAUGCACGAAAUACAUGGAAGUGCUUGCUUUCCCUCCCACUAACGUAGGAAAAUAUAUCAUAAGGUGUCCUUGCAAUAUUUCUACGAUGCACUUUUUAAAUCUGCAACCUUGAAGAAAAGUGAUGUACAUAUUCAGUAUAUAUUCUACACGAGGCUUUUUCCUGCAUAGAAUGCGUGAGUGUGCAAGGCUCAAGAAGAGUUAGUCUUAAUAUUUACCAAACAUGACGAUUCUUGAGCUUGAAUAUUGGUACAUUGCUACCACUCGCUUGUCAUAGUUAUAUUCUGUAAAACCUUUUUACAAGUGGCUUCUACAAGUUACAAAUGUACUGGUAACACUUUCAAUGACCCCAGCCAACAGUGUCAGUUCUUACGUGCUUUUUAGUUUUGAAAAAAACGUUUUCAAACUUAAAAUGACAUCAAUAAAUAAUUAGGAACACAUUCAUAAAGCUACUGUACGUUAUUAAAAACAUUUUCCCUUCAUUAAUUCUAGUUAUAACAUGUAUUUUUUAAAUAUCUUGAUCAACUUUAUUAAUGUCAUAAAUAUAUCUAUUUAUUAGAUAAGAUAUACCUUGUGAAAUUAAUUGGAAAAAAUUCGAAAUAAAUACAGUGUUGACCAUAAACUCAUCUUGUUAUGAAUUUUGAAAAGAACUAAGUGUAAUAGAGGUCACAUAUUUUUUUUGCAGCCUGUAUGUAUUACUUUG
Eleginops maclovinus (Patagonian blennie) is the source of this 6648-nucleotide messenger RNA. RefSeq names its product peroxisomal biogenesis factor 5-like a (gene pex5la). Gene Ontology annotation, cellular component: cytosol; peroxisomal membrane. NCBI's taxonomy places the organism in Eukaryota, Metazoa, Chordata, Actinopteri, Perciformes, Eleginopidae. Gene Ontology annotation, molecular function: protein binding. The record is from RefSeq and is a predicted model, not a curated record. Gene Ontology annotation, biological process: protein import into peroxisome matrix, docking.